This is a messenger RNA of Spinacia oleracea (spinach), 477 nucleotides long. Its product is annotated as agamous-like MADS-box protein AGL15. Gene Ontology annotation, molecular function: DNA-binding transcription factor activity. Gene Ontology annotation, cellular component: nucleus. Gene Ontology annotation, biological process: regulation of DNA-templated transcription. The transcript is spliced from 6 exons. The record is from RefSeq and is a predicted model, not a curated record. NCBI's taxonomy places the organism in Eukaryota, Viridiplantae, Streptophyta, Magnoliopsida, Caryophyllales, Amaranthaceae. The coding region runs from base 1 to 477 and encodes 158 amino acids.
AUGGAAAACAUUUUAAAUAAAUAUAGGAAUGUUGUCGCUAGUUCUACCGAUGCCGGUCCAUCAAAUUCUCCAAGUGCUACCGAUCUUCAGAUUCAGAUGGUACAAUAUAAUCCAGAUGAUGAGUUGACUGCAAUGGAAACCCUAUCCUCAUUAAGUCAACAGCUAAUGGGAAAGAGACUUGAAAUUUUAAGUCACCAUGAACUCCACAUCAUGGAGAAAAUAUUGAAUGCAAGCAUCUUGUCCAUACAAAACAUGAAGGAGUUCUUACUAAAGAAGGAGAUUGAGAAAUCUAAACAGCGGGAAGACAGAAUAACUAAAGAAAAUGAAGCAUUACGUGAAGAAUUGGAGGAGCUUAAACAAAAGUUGAACCCAUCUUGCAGUUCUGAAUCGAACUCUUUGAAAAGAAUGCGCUUAAUGUGUGAUGAUCAAGAUCGCAUUGCGGGGAAACAAGUCGAGCUUGAGGAUGACAUAGAAUAG